Messenger RNA from Trichogramma pretiosum, 4847 nucleotides. RefSeq lists its product as uncharacterized. Lineage: Eukaryota; Metazoa; Arthropoda; Insecta; Hymenoptera; Trichogrammatidae. The transcript has 5 exons. The record is from RefSeq and is a predicted model, not a curated record. The coding region runs from base 1524 to 2918 and encodes 464 amino acids.
AGUGUUUGCAAACAUCUGCCAAAUCUGGAUAUUCUUUUUCAAAAGAAUCCAUGCUGGAGACUAAUACAGGAGUAUUUUGAAACAAUCACCAAUUCAGAUCGAAGUUGUUGGUUAGAUUUAUAAAUAACGCACGCGGCACUGAAUAAACUUAAUAAUUAUACACGAUGAUUAUGUAUACACGUAUAUAUACACGUAUAUAGCAACAAUAAUAACAGCAGUGCGAUAAAGAUUUGCAGAAAUGCAACUCACGAUACAAUCGUAUGUUUUUGCACGAUACUUCAGAGUCUUUAAAACUCUUGCAAAAGUGUGUGUCGUGCUUUGUCUUUAAAGCGGGAGAAUCACACGUGUGGCGCGGGACGGUUACUCGACCAUCGAGUAUCUAGCACACGAUGACGUUUAGUUAGCAGCGCCACGGCAGUUUGAGUGUCGUAUUCACGACGCUGUGUGCGGCUCACUCGUUCGCCGUUUCAGUGGAGACUCUAGAGUUGGCGAUUCGCUCAGUGUCGGCCCGAGCGUGUCUCCGAGCGCGUCUCUCUUUAUCUCUCUGCAGCAGCAGCCACCUUCCUUUUUUUUCGCCCGCGUCUCUCCGACCGAUGCUGCUUGUCACUUAGUUCGGAGCCACCUCGAGUUUUUCGACCUUGUUUUUUUAUUUUAUUGCUGCUUUUUGUUAUUGUUGUUACCUUUUUGUUUACAUUGUUGUUGUGAUUGUUUGAUGUUGUUGUUGUUUCGUCGAGAUCGGGAAAGUGCGCGUUGCAGUGUGUCGGGCCUCCGCAGAGUCUCGAAUCCUUCGCAGUAUACAUAGCGAUUCUCUGUGCUCCGAAUUUGACGUAUGCAAAUUGCUCCGACAUCAGUGGCUUUCGCGCUCGAUCGUGAAGCUCUCCGACGACUUUGCGUCGUCCUUGCUGGACGCUGCUGGAUAUAACGAUGAUCCGGACCAGUUGAUUUACUCGAGCAGCAGCAACAGCAUCAACGGACGACGGGACUCGUGUCUAUAGAAAAGGCUGCUCUGGAAGGAGUCAGGAAGGAGUCUGGUCUCUUCCGAGGGAACGGGAACUUUGUUGCGAGCAGCAGCAGCAGCAGCAACAGAACUGCCAUUGUCGCCGACAGGAUGCCUGAGACGGCCGUUCUGGGCCAGCGAGGAUCGGUCACGCGAGACUUGCAGUCGAGGCCGCUAUCGAGCUUGCACCGAAGACGAUGAUCGCUCGUCGUCGACGUCGUCGGCGGGACACUCCUUGCCGCGCGUGCUGACCGUUCGAAAUAGAGACUCACACGAGUAAUAACUCCAGCUCAUCCAGUCCUCGUUCGUCCGCCAACAAAGUCACGGCCCAUCGGCGUAAGGAGACUUCGUAUCGGAGAGACACAGAGCAGUCUGCAGACCGAGCAGCAGCAGCAGCGCAUCCAGUACACGGAGUCAGUCACUCCGGCGAGAAGAAAGAGAGCGCCGUUAGAGCGACUCCGGAGGAGGAGGAGGAGGAGGAGGGGAGCCGACGCGCAGCGUGGAGCCCCAUGUUCAGGACCGUACGAUGGCCGGGGCGCUGUCAGAGAGUGCCCCCAAGCCUGUGAGCGUCGUCCGGGUCGAGGCCGAGCCGCCGCUCACGCCGCCAGCCCCUUCGGCGGUAGCGGCCUUGCUAGCUCCGGCGCUCGACCAGCAGCAAACAACGACAGCGGAACCAAUCUCGACCGAUGAGGUCGACGCUCGACCGGCAGCGGCGCCGCCGCUGGUGCGCUCCUUCGUGUCGACCGAGGCCCAGACCGAGCUCCAGACGCCGCCGCUGCUGCUGCCACCCCCGGGAGCCGACCUGCUCUCGGAGGAGCUGCGCGACGCUCGGCGUCGGGAGCGCCGCAUGCGCCGCCACCACAGGAGGGCCAUGCAGCGAGCCAACGCCAACGCGGCCGCGGCCGCCGCCGUCGCCGCCGCCAACAACGCCUGCGGGGUCCUGCCCCCGCCGCCGAGCUACCCGGGCCUCGUGCCGGCCGGCUGUGCGCCCGUGCCUCCACCGGUCGCGCCUGCCGGAGGGAGCGCCGUGCCCCUGGUGGGCCCGACCGGACACUUCCUGCAUCCGCCACCGCCGCACCUUGGACUUCGAGGGCUCAGCCUCGGCUUGCCCUUCCCAGUGCCCGCCAGCGUUUCCGCCUUUGGCAGGGACGCCGUGCCGAAGCAGUGCUGCGGUCUGGGAUCUCCGCCGGUGCGCUGGUCUAUCCUCGGGGUCGGCGUCGUCGGCCUCGUCUGCGCCGGUGCGGGUGCGCUCCUCGGAGCUCUGCGCGCCACUGGCCGCGACCACAUAGCCGUCGCUCUUCUCAUGAUAGGAAUAGGAGUGGUGCUGGUGACGGUGAGCGCAGUCGCUUGGCGAGUCACGAGCCGGGAGAACUGCGGCGGCUUCUUCGGUCUGACGGGCAUCUCCGGCAGGAUACCUCCUGCUCGGCCGAUGCAUCCCUACGCGGCCAUGAUCUACCCGGAGUUUCAGUUUCGCACUCCACCACCGAGCUAUCAGGCUAGCAUGCAGGAGUAUCGGCUGAGGCUACUGCUGCUGGACCGACUGCAGCCGACGUCGUCGCCGCCACCAACCUACCGAUCGAACUCGGGCAGCUACGUCCAGGGCGGGGGCGGCGUCCAGUCGCCGACGAGCAAUCACCAUCACCACCAGCACGCCUCGGUGCUGCCCGUGGUCUCGCAGAGCCCGGGCUCGCGGGCCGACCUGAGCAGGCCGCCGAGCUACUGCGGCCACCACAGGCUUUCGUCCAACAGCUCCCAGGGCCACCACCACCACCACCACCACCAUCACCAGCACACGAGCCUCGUGCCCUCGAAGAAGGACGCCAACCUGGUGCGCAUCGUCCAGACCGAGAGCGAGCCCGUCAUACUGAGCGGCGACCAGACGCCGCCCUGCGCCGCCGUCGAGGUUCUCGCUCAUCUUUAGUCGCGCGAGCGUCUCCGUUCUUUCUUUCCUCGUGUCUACUUCGUCGUCUCGACUUCUCGAUUACCCGCCGCCGCACGAAGCUUUGGCAUAUUCUGCGCGGUACUACGCGCGCUCCGCUGGACUUUGGCGAGCUAAACUCGCUGCUGACUUCAACUGAUCCGCCGACGAUUGCUGCGGUGAUUUGAACGGGUGUCUUCGACGUGUACCUCGAACCAUUUGAAUUUUUUCAGGGAUAAACUAUAGUAGUGCGGCAUGAAGUCACGAGUGUGGUAACCAAAUUGUACAUAUUUAGAUUUAGCUUUGUAAAAAUCAUGAACGAUACGGCUCUUAAUCCACUGCAGCCACUUCACAAGCGUCGAGUGUAUUUUUGCCUUUAGUUUCUGUUUUGUAAAUAUAUUUAUAAUGAUAAUAUACCUUUAAUUGAAUUUUUAUGAUGUACCAACAAUUUUCCAUUUAUUGUAUUGUUUUUCGAUCGAUGAAUUAAAAAAUGUCGACCUUAAUGUAUUGACGGUUUACCGUGAUUUUGUUUUUUCAAAAAAAAAUUCGUUUCACUUUUUAUGUUUUUGUAACUCGAUAUGUAGUUGUGCCAUAAACAUUUGGUCAUAAAUUUCGUUAAAUUAUCUAAUGAUCUUUUUGAGAUUCAACUUUGUUUUUGAAUCAGGAUUUGAGUAAAAUUCCAAAUACAUACGCUUUUAAUAAAUUUAACUCCAAACGAUCGUUAUCCUUUCCCCAACGGACGUUCAAAAAUUUACAGUAUCAAAUGCUGCUAGCUAAUUUCAUUCUCAACUAUAAGCGUCGAUGUACCUUGUAAAAAUAUUACAAUUAUAUGCAACGUCGUGUUACACAAUUUUUUCACAAAAUAAAAACAGAUAUCGAUGUACAAGCUACUGCCGUAAAAAUCAUUUACUAAUGUAUAAUCCAAAACUUCGUUUGCAGUGUGCACUAAAUGUGUUUUACUUGCAGCUCAUCUGCCAUCCUUGUUAGAAGAGGCGCUUAAAACACACUUGAUUUCAUUAGUAAUUGUAACUGAGCGAAAUAACUUUAAUCUACAGAAAAACAAACAUACAGAUUAUACAAUAGUAAAUCAUUCGCUUAACUGCUGUGACAAAUUGUUCAAAAAAUGUAUAUGCAAUGUAUAUCUUUGUAUAAGAGAAAUUAUAUUUGUUCGACGAAAAAGCAUUGUUAUUACUUAUAUGAGGUAAAUGAAUUAACAUAGAUAAUCUGUUAUUCUUGAACUAACAAUAGACUGAUAGAUUUAUGUUUAUAAUUCGUCAUAUUUUGCAGAUAUCCGAACGAUAAAAGAAGUCUUCAGUACAAUAAUUAAAUGAAAUUUUUUGAGAUUAAUAUGAUUAUUCACUCAACUCUUUAUUCUUUAAACGAAAGCGAUUUAGCAUCAAAAAAUUAAUAAAUAGUUACAAAAAAAACUAAAACUAUAGAUAGCUCGCUUGAACGAAACUUAAAGGUUAAUGCUAAAUUAUUGUGACAAUUAAUAAUAAUCAUGCUACUUAUCCACUUUAUUUUAAUGAACCUUGAAAAAAUUUCUAUGCAUAAACAAAUACAAAUGUUUAUUAUGCACUCCAUAUUGACCAGAUAUUUUUAUGAUAUUUUCAUGUUGGUAAGCUGUUUGCUUUAUGUGUUGUACAAUAUGUAAAGCUACGCAGAAAUAAGAUACAUAAUAGAGAUAUUAUGCGCCAUAUGUUUUUAUUAAUCUUACAUGAAAAAGUGCUAUCUUAGUUUAUUCCAAAGACAUCUGUGAAUUUGUGAAUAUUAUUUUCUUUCAAGUUGAAAGAAUUGUAUCUUUUUUGUAAAUGUACAAAAUAAACUGUAUAUAAUGUUAUGACUAUGUGUUAGAAAAUGUCUUUAAAUAUUUUGAAAAAAAUCUUAUACCUGUAUGCAAUAUUUAAUUAAAUUCAUUUCAUUAAUUAAUUA